AUCACCUGAGCGGAAGUAGUGUGUCCUGCAGACGCGGUUUGACAAGCGGCUGUACAGCACUCUUGACAGCCAUCGUGAGCAAACAUCACUUGAACAGUAUGGCGUCCGAAGAGCUUGCUAAGAAGCUACAGUCACGGCUGGUCGCUUCGGAGGAGGCCGAGACGAAGCCAGACCUCGAGGAGAACCUCGCCACAACCGAUGUUCCGGAGUCUGCAGCAGCCUGUGGCGACACCUCCACCGAGCUAUCCGCCAAACUCAACCGAAGGCUUGACAUCAACGACGGCAAUGCUCCACUUCGGGCGAGUCGCGUUUUCAACCCUUAUACGGAAUUUAAGGAGUUCUCCCGGAAGCAAAUAAAGGACAUGGAGGUGAUGUUUAAACGGUAUGACACAGGUAAAGAUGGCUUCAUUGACCUAAUGGAGCUCAAGCUCAUGAUGGAGAAGCUGGGGGCCCCACAGACCCACCUGGGCCUCAAGAACAUGAUCAAAGAGGUUGAUGAGGACUUUGAUGGAAAACUGAGCUUUCGAGAGUUUCUGUUGAUUUUCCGGAGAGCAGCAGCUGGGGAGCUGCAGGAAGACAGUGGCCUGAUGGCACUGGCCAGGUUGUCUGAGAUUGACGUCGCCACCGAGGGAGUGAUGGGAGCCAAAGACUUUUUUGAAGCAAAGAUGCAGGCUCUUUCUGUGAGCAGCAAGUUUGAAGCCGAGAUUCGAGAGGAGAAAGAAGAACGCAAGAAACAGGAAGUUGAGAAAAAAGAGAGGCAGGCUGCCUUCAAGCAGCUGCAGUCGGCAUUCUGCUCAUGAUAAUGCACAGAAAGCAGACGGCAAUCCUGACAACGCACGUCCUAUCUUUAACAGAUUUGAAAACGACAUUCGCAGUACUUUGAUUCUUAAAUGAUGUUGCUCAGAAUUUGGCACUUUAAAACACUGUUAGGUAGUUGUAUUAAGUAACACUCACGUCCAAUUUGUUAUGAUCGUGUUAAAAAAAUAAGAGUUGUAUGGUAAAUGCACUACUUGAGAAAGAAAACAAUUGGGACUUGUCCAAUUUCAUAUCUCCAGUCUACUAUUGUUUCUCUAUUUUUCUGUACAUCUCACUAUGUACAAGUAUUGCAUUUUGACCCUCAUGUGAAAUUCUAUUCAUGUUGUAUUUUCAUUGACUACUGUUUGUUUUCAUAGAUCCCUACCGGUCCUGUUGUUUAACUUUUUAAAUGUAAUUCAAAUAACUGUAUAUUUGUGUGGAAAAGUAAUAUAUUUCAGUAAUUACAUUACAAUGUACUGGAUUAGUUGUGUGGAAGCAUUGUGAGCUAGGUCUUAUGCAGUGUUGGCUCCUGACUUUGACUCAAGUCGAAUAUUGAAAUUAAUUGUUACCGAUAUAAAACUAACCCAUUUCUUUCUGUUGGUGACGAUUUGUUAAAUUAUGCGAUUAAGUUGUACACUAUUGUGAGGACAUCUUCCGGAAUGAUGAUUUGUCUAGUCCCAAGACAGGGCUGUAUUUGAGUAAGGUGUAGAUGUGAUGUAAUUUAAACCAAAUCAUUUCUGGCACGUUAUUAAGCCGCCCCGAAACAGUGAGAGGGGGAAAAAGCAUUUCAUCCAAUACUUCUCAUCAUUCCUCUUUAAAGUCACAGUUUUUGCUUACCAUUGAUACUGUUUGAUUUUUCUUUGUGUGCAGAUUAAAAAGAUGAUAAUAAUAAUAAUGUGUUGUCCAGGCCAACCUUUGUUGUCUGUGAAUGUGUUUUAUAGUUUGUUUUAUGUGCACCCCACAUUUAAACCUACGCAAUCAGCUGUAGCACAAGAGCAAUCAAGUAAUGUACUUCUGUGAAAGUUAGUUAUCCAUUAUAAGUGUCUCAUUCGUCCUUUCAAUAAUGUUUGUAUGUUGUAUAACAAAAUCUACUGUGCAUACAUAUCUUAUGCUCUUGGGUAUUUUGUUGUGGAAAAAAGUAUUUUUUCAUGUAAUAAAAAAAAAUAUAUUUGUUUCAGCAGAGACCUCUACAAUAUGUUGCCAAACAUUAAAAUGUUUAGUGAGAUCUAUUUUUGGGCACCUGAAAUAUGUUAUCAUACUUCCUAUCAGAUUGGGAAGAUCAUUUCAAUAAAGGACUAAACGCACA
Molecule: messenger RNA, 2101 nt
Organism: Entelurus aequoreus (snake pipefish)
Lineage: Eukaryota; Metazoa; Chordata; Actinopteri; Syngnathiformes; Syngnathidae
Gene: efhd1
Product: EF-hand domain family, member D1
Exons: 4
Coding region: 99-800 (233 amino acids)
Molecular function (GO): calcium ion binding
Source: RefSeq, a predicted model, not a curated record